This is a messenger RNA of Cucurbitaria berberidis CBS 394.84, 4242 nucleotides long. RefSeq names its product nitrite reductase. Gene Ontology annotation, molecular function: heme binding; nitrite reductase [NAD(P)H] activity; 2 iron, 2 sulfur cluster binding. The record is from RefSeq and is a predicted model, not a curated record. The coding region runs from base 399 to 3890 and encodes 1163 amino acids. The transcript is spliced from 5 exons. Lineage: Eukaryota; Fungi; Ascomycota; Dothideomycetes; Pleosporales; Cucurbitariaceae.
GGACCCACGAGCGCGUUAUGAUGCAUUUCCGCAACCACCGCGGGGUACGCUCGAUUGGGAGAUGCAAGUAGUAGGCGCGAGAUGUUUAUCUAUCCUGUGGCGCGCAGCUGGCACGGGUGAUCGCGUCGUUGGUGAUUUAACCCUAGCUUUAGACUUGGACUUGCGGGAGAAGUCGUACCACGGAGUUGUACCUCUUACAUCCAUCUGUUCUCAAUUGGGCCUCUUUUCUACUCCUUCUAUUCUCCCACGCUCCUAGAUACCCAUCGUCGCGAUUCGUCAAUUGCGCGCUUCACUUCCCAUUUCCUCUCAGAUGCUUUGACGAUUUAAACUCUCAUUGCUCUUCACGUAAAACUUCUUACUUGCCCAAAUAAUAUACCCAGCUCUUAGUGAGCACCCACAUGGCAACAAUGGCAGAGACGUCGCCCAUCAUCACACAAGGCAUCGAGCCCUCGUCCGGAGAAUCACAUUCCCCGCCUGGUGAACACGGCGUACAGGCGACAUGGGGAUCAAAAGAUGGAAACAUCUCGAAUAGCGAGUGGAACGAUGCGGAAGCAAACAAGUUGCCCGAGAAGGUCGCGAAGAUGGACGCGAACGGCGAGAUCAACGACAAUCAUCCCAGGAAACGGGUUGUGGUUGUAGGACUGGGUAUGGUUGGAAUCGCGUUCAUAGAAAAACUCUUGAAGUACGAUGUAAGGCGGAGAGAGUACGAUGUCGUGGUUAUUGGAGAAGAACCACACCUUGCAUACAAUCGCGUCGGGUUGACGAGCUUCUUCCAACACCGACUAGUCGAGAAUUUGUACCUUAACCCGAAAGAAUGGUACUCAUCUAUGCCGGAAGGUUCAUUAAACUACCACCUUAACACCCUCGUCACAGAAAUCAACUCUACCGACAAGUCCGUCAAGACAUCAUCAGGAGAAACAGUGUCCUAUGACAUUCUUGUACUGGCAACAGGAUCCGAUGCACUUCUCCCACGACACACACCCGGCCACGACGCUAAAGGUGUCUUCGUGUACCGCACAAUCGAUGACCUUCAAAAACUCAUCGACUUUUCCGCGACACGGAAAGGCACCACUGGCACUGUUGUUGGAGGCGGCUUACUCGGCUUGGAAGCUGCGCACGCUAUGAUGGAUCUUGAGGACUUUGCGAAGGUCAAGCUUAUUGAGCGGAAUCGAUGGGUUUUGUCGAGACAGUUGGAUGGCGAUGCUGGCGGUAUGGUCGUUGAGCAAGUAAGGGCGAUGGGCCUGGAUGUUAUGCUCAGCAAACGUGUCGGCAGAAUUCUGACAGAUGAGGAGAACUUUGUCAAGGGCCUUGUCUUCGAGGAUGGAGAGGAGAUGGAGUGCUCAUGUAUUUGUUUUGCUAUUGGUAUCAAAUCGCGAGACGAGCUAGCGCGGAAAACAGGCCUCAAUUGUGCCGAUCGAGGUGGCGGUAUCGUUGUAGGCCCGGAUCUGGUCACAUCGAAACCUGACAUAUAUGCCAUCGGAGAAUGCGCGAGCUGGGAAAAUCAGACUUUCGGUCUCAUCGCACCUGGAGUGGAGAUGGCAGAUGUCCUGGCCUUCAACCUCACACAAGCGAAAGCACACGCGCCACGGAAGUUUAAGCGGCCGGACCUCAGCACGAAGCUGAAGUUACUGGGCGUCGAAGUUGCUAGCUUUGGUGACUUCUUUGCAGACCGCGAUGGACCCAAGGAUAUGCCUGGACGACCACGAGCCGGAAAGAAGGAAGCGAAGGGUGUUAAUGGUACGACCACACGAGAUAAAGUGAAAAACUUGACUGAUGGGCCAGCUCCACCACCAGUCAAGGCGCUCACGUACAAGGACCCGUUUCAGCAGGUAUACAAAAAGUACCUCUUCACGGUGGACGGAAAGUAUCUGCUAGGUGGCAUGAUGAUCGGUGACACCAAAGAUUAUGUCAAGCUGGUGCCAAUGGUUAAGAACCAAAAACCCCUUGAGAUGCCACCGAGUGAACUUAUUAUCGGCGCGUCAAAGGGAGACGACGAUGGCGACGACCUCACCGACGACACUCAAAUAUGCUCAUGUCACAACGUUACCAAGGGCGAUGUGGUCAACUCAGUCAAAGACGGAACAUGCAAGAGUAUCGGCGACGUCAAAUCCUGCACAAAGGCCGGUACUGGUUGCGGUGGCUGCAUGCCGCUUGUCCAAACCAUCUUCAACAAGACAAUGGCCUCUAUGGGCAACGAAGUCAAGAACCACCUUUGCCCACACUUUGAAUACUCGCGCGCAGACCUAUUCAACAUCAUCUAUGUCAAAAAGAUCAAGGAUUUCUCGGCCGUCAUGAAAGAGGCUGGAAAAGAGCCAGACUCUCUAGGGUGCGAGGCCUGCAAACCUACUAUCGGAUCCAUCAUUGCAUCGCUAUUCAACAAACAUCUGCUUGAAGUGGAAACGAGAGGCCUCCAGGAUACGAACGAUAGAUUCUUGGCCAACAUUCAGCGUAAUGGUACAUUUUCAGUUGUGCCGCGCGUUUCAGGUGGAGAGAUUACUCCUGAGAAGCUCAUUGUCAUCGGUAUGGUGGCAAAGAAAUACAAUCUCUACACCAAGAUUACGGGCGGUCAGCGAAUUGACAUGUUCGGAGCCUGGAAGCAGGACCUCCCAAACAUCUGGGAAGAACUAAUCGACGGCGAAAUGGAGUCUGGUCAUGCCUAUGCCAAGUCACUGAGAACGGUCAAGUCGUGUGUCGGCACGACGUGGUGUCGAUUUGGAAUCGCCGACAGUGUAGGAAUGGCGGUGCGCUUGGAAGAGCGAUACAAGUCCAUCCGCGGACCGCACAAGAUCAAGGGCGGAGUGUCUGGAUGCGUGCGCGAGUGUGCCGAGGCGCAGAACAAGGAUUUCGGGUUGGUGGCAACGGAGAAAGGCUUCAAUAUCUUUGUUGGUGGCAACGGCGGCGCAAAACCACGACACUCUGAACUUCUGGCAAAGGACGUGCCACCAGACGAUGUCGUUCCAAUUCUCGACCGCUAUCUGUCAUUUUAUAUCCGCACGGCCGAUAAACUGCAGCGGACAGCCCGUUGGAUGGAGAACCUACCCGGCGGGAUUAAGUACCUGCAAGAAGUCAUUCUCCAUGAUAAGCUUGGGAUAUGUGCGGAUUUGGAAAAACAGAUGGAAGAUCUAGUAGGCACCUUCUUCUGCGAGUGGACUGAAGUCCUCAAAGACCCCAAGAAGCGCGCAUGGUUCAGCCAGUUCGCCAACACAUCGGAAAACAUCAACGACACCAUCGAGCCGACGAAAGAGCGCGGACAGGAGCGCCCAAGCUACUGGCCCAAAGACAGUAUAACGGAAGACUUCCGCGGCCACAAGUGGAGCGAGCUAUCCUGGCAACCGCUCGUGAAAGCCGAAGAGUUCAAGGACACACCAACCGGUGAUUCAAAGGCAAUCAAGAGAGGCGACACGCAACUCGCCGUGUUCAAGGUGCGCGGAAAAUACUACUGCACACAGCAAAUGUGCCCGCACAAGCGCGCUUUCGUCCUCUCCGACGGCCUCAUCGGCGACGACCUAGCCAACAACAAACUCUGGGUGUCGUGCCCGUACCACAAGCGCAACUACGAGCUAUCCGGCGCCAACGCAGGAAAAUGCGCAAACGACGAGUCGGUCAACAUUGCCGUCUUUCCUAUUGAAGAGCGCGCCGAUGGGUUCUUGUAUGUUAAGCUGCCGAGCAUCGAGGAGCUAGACAGUGUCCUUGGGACAGAGAAGUUUAAGAUUAAGAAAAGCGAGAGUGAGGAUCCGUUUGUGGCGCUGGACAAGAAGCUUGCGAAGAUGCAGCUAAAGGGCAGGAAAGGGAUGCAAGUAUCUCAUCUUGAGAACGGGCUGGGGGAGAAGGGCAAGGCUGCUAUGAUUCUUGCGGGAGGUGAAAAGGGGGCUAGUGGGCUGGACUGGUAAGGUAAGCUUUACUGCUUACUUGUCCGGACUCCUUUCCUGCCUGCUCGUUACAGGCAAACGAUUGGCAUUCGACAAGGCGUUUUUGGUAUCUGGGGGAAUUUGGUUGGCUUUAGUAAGAUUCCCACGAUUGUAGAUGAACACCAAUGGACACGUCCUCUUUUGAACGCUAGAGCCUCAUUCAUUGUCGCAGAUUAUGCUACUAGCAUAUCACACCAUGGCCUUAGUGUGCUGUCGCUGGCAUCGAUAUGCACUUGCUGUUGAUUAAAACUCCCUUUCGAGGCGGUGUAUGUAGGUUUGUACACAUGGCGAUGGAUAACGCGUCGCUGCUAGCUGAAAUCGUUGAACCCCGGAG